AUUAUAUAGAUUUCUCCAUUUUUCACUAAAAAGCUCUGAAUUUGUUGAUACAAAAAGUAUGGGAAGUAGAGUAGCGAUUGUGGUAGUGGGUUGCAACACGGAAUCAAAUCUGUUUAUUUUAUCCAAAAACUCUCAUAUAAUCCAACUUCAACUACUCGUUUUUGGAUUCCAUGGAAUCACACUCCCAAAACAAUCCCUACCUCUCCCUCUCCUCUUCCCUUCUUCUUCUUCUUCUUCUUCUUCUACUUCAUCGUUUUCCUCUCAAACUAGUUUCAGAUCCUUAGAACCCUAAGAUUUGGAGCUGUAAAUCCAUUAUCUCCUCGCCAUGACCGAGCCCAAGCCCGAUUCCGAUCACAUAUCUUCGUUUUUCCCUAAAUCGCACCGUUCCGGUGCCGACGACCGGAACCCACUUAUGGAUUUCGAUCUCGAUUUGGAUAUUCCUUGGCCGUUGGAUCAAACCCCUUUGUUUUCAACUUCCGAUCAUCUUGCUUCGCCUCUUUGGGCCUUCUCUGAAGCCGAUGAUGGCGACGAUUCCAAAUUUGCUGCCUAUGCUUGCUCUGUUCUUGGUACUUCCAAUUUGAAUUCGGUACCGCAAAAGCCGAUCGAGAAUCACAAGUUUAAGAUUCUUCCCGUUCCAUCCGAGAAUCCAGAUGGGUAUUGCUUGAUCAAGGAAAAAAUGGCGCAAGCUCUUCGGUACAUUAAGGAUUUGUCCGACCAGCAAGUUCUAGCUCAGGUUUGGGCACCUGUAAAGAAUGGUGACAAGGUUGUACUUUCGACUUCCGGGCAACCGUUUGUUCUUGAUACGCAGAGCAACGGGCUUCAUCGGUAUAGGUUGGUCUCUUUGACGUAUAUGUUCUCUUUGGACACUGAGUUGGAUGGAUCUCUCGGUCUCCCUGGUCGUGUUUUUCAACAAAAGUUGCCUGAAUGGACUCCAAAUGUGCAGUAUUACUCGAGCAAGGAGUAUUCACGACUUAGGCAUGCUCUUGAUUAUAAUGUUCAGGGAACUUUGGCUUUGCCUGUUUUCGACCCUUCGGGGCAGUCUUGUCUUGGUGUUCUCGAGCUAAUCAUGACUUCACCGAGGAUCAAUUAUGCACCUGAGGUGGACAAAGUCUGUAAAGCUUUGCAGGCUGUUAAUCUAAAAAGUUCAGAGAUUUUGGAUCGUCCGAAUAUCCAGAUUUGCAACGAAGGCCGACAGAAUGCGCUGGCUGAAAUCUUGGCUGUACUCACCGUUGUUUGUGAAACCCAUAACUUACCAUUGGCUCAAACCUGGGUUCCGUGCAGGCACCGAAACGUGCUCGCCAAUGGUGGAGGUUUGAAGAAAAGCUGUACUAGCUUUGAUGGUAGUUGUAUGGGACGGAUCUGUAUGUCUGCAACUGAAGUAGCAUCCUAUGUUGUUGAUGCUCACAAGUGGGGUUUUCGUGAGGCGUGUUUAGAACACCAUUUACAAAAGGGUCAAGGGGUGUCGGGGAGAGCGUUUUCGUCUCACAGCUCGUGUUUUUGUGGAGACAUCACUCAAUUCUGCAAGAACGAAUACCCUUUGGUACACUACGCACUCAUGUUCGGAUUAAAAAGCUGUUUUUCGAUAUGCUUACGGAGCAAGUUUACUGGAGACGACGAGUACAUUCUAGAAUUCUUUCUGCCACCGAGCCUCGUUGAUUAUCAGGAACAAAAGACUUUGUUGGGUGCAAUGAUGGCAACAAUGAAGCAGCAUUUCUACACUCUCAAAGUUGCCUCUGGAAUCAAACUCGAGGAAGGUGGAAUUGUCGAAGUCGUUCAAGCAUCAAGAAACGGAGGGUUCGAAUCAAGACUUGAAUGUAUUCAUAUUCCACCCGAGUCUGAUGCCAUGCCGAACACGGGAGAGGUAGUUGCCUUAGAAACAUUACAACAACGUUCUUUAAUGGUUCACGAUGCCCCAAAGGACGAAAACAAUACUGUUCGGGACAGGGAAAGCGACAACCCCGUUCCUUGUGUCCAGAAGGAAGUGAAAAAAACGUCCAAAAGGAAGCGUGGAAAAGCCGAGAAGUCGAUUAGUCUGGACGUUCUUCAACAAUAUUUUGCUGGUAGUCUUAAGGAUGCUGCUAAAAGCCUUGGCGUUUGUCCGACAACAAUGAAGCGUAUCUGUAGGCAACACGGGAUCUCACGGUGGCCAUCUCGAAAGAUCAAUAAGGUGAAUCGCUCUCUUUCAAAGCUAAAACGCGUCAUCGAUUCCGUUCAAGGGAAUGAAGGAACUUUUGGAAUGUCUUCUCUUGCUACAAGUCCACUUCCUGUUGCAGUUAGUUCGAGUUCUCAUCCGUUAACUCCGGACGGGUCGAAUCAAAAUUUUUUUUUUGCUUCUCAACCCUCUGAUCCUCAACGUAAAGAAACGAACACCUCAGAAGCACAGACAAACAACACCCAGGCUAGACUGAAAGAUCAAUUACACAGGGGAGUGUCGAACCCGGAAGAACUGUUUCACGAGCAGAAUGGAUCUCUAAUGAAGCUCGGAAAUGGCUUCAACAAUUUUAGAACAGGAAGCGGAUCUCGGGACGAGAGCACCGGGACACCUACAUCUCAUGGUUCUUGCCAAGGUAGUCCUGCAAAUGAGAGUAAUCCCCUUUCUAUUCACCACCAAGAACAAUGUGUAAGAAGAGGCUCUCCUGAAGCAGCAGCCUUCCAUCCAAUCGACAAACCGAACACAUCGACACGUGCUUGUCCAGUUCCCGAUACGCUUCUGACGGUUGAGCCGAAGGAACCAUUUGGAGGAAUGCUGAUUAAGGAUGCAGGAAGCUCUAAGGACUUAAAAAAUCUUUGCACUUCGGUUGCCGAUGCCGUUCUCGACGAUCAAGUACCUAAAUUUUGUUGGCCCAGACCUUCUGAUAUAGCUAUGAGACAACCUAUGGAGUCUGUUUGUCACACAGUCCCUCAUAUAUCAGCAAGGCAAGAACCAAGUAGAAUGACUAUCAAGGCCACUUAUAAGGACGAUAUCAUUCGGUUUCAAAUUUCCACGUGCACCGGUAUUGUGGAGUUACGAGAGGAAGUAGCAAAGAGAUUGAAACUAGACGUCGGUACGUUCGAUAUCAAAUACAUGGACGACGAUCGUGAAUGGGUUCUUACUGCUUGCGACGCAGACUUACAAGAGUGUGUAGAUAUCUCAAAAGCAUCAGGUAGCAACAUAAUAAGAUUGUUGGUUCAUGAUUUAUCUGUCAAUCUUGGGAGUUCUUGUGAGAGUACUAGGGAGUGACGAUCGAUCGGGUUGUAGAUAUCGAUAAUCCGUCGACUUCCCAUCUCCAUAAACUGUAUUUCUAGCAUUAGGAUGUGAAGAUUUAGAUGUAGGUAUUGAUAUUAUUUCGCUCGAACUGUAUAAAUUUUUUCAUGUGAAUUGUAUUGAUUCUCCUCUCAAGGUUUUUAAA
This is a messenger RNA of Cucurbita pepo subsp. pepo (vegetable marrow), 3389 nucleotides long. RefSeq names its product protein NLP7. NCBI's taxonomy places the organism in Eukaryota, Viridiplantae, Streptophyta, Magnoliopsida, Cucurbitales, Cucurbitaceae. Gene Ontology annotation, molecular function: protein binding; DNA-binding transcription factor activity. The record is from RefSeq and is a predicted model, not a curated record.